Penicillium longicatenatum is the source of this 594-nucleotide messenger RNA. RefSeq names its product guided entry of tail-anchored proteins factor 1. Gene Ontology annotation, cellular component: GET complex. Bases 1 to 594 code for a protein of 197 amino acids. The record is from RefSeq and is a predicted model, not a curated record. NCBI's taxonomy places the organism in Eukaryota, Fungi, Ascomycota, Eurotiomycetes, Eurotiales, Aspergillaceae. Gene Ontology annotation, biological process: tail-anchored membrane protein insertion into ER membrane. The transcript is spliced from 3 exons.
AUGCUGUCACUCGUGCUCAUGAUCCUCUUUGUGCACAUCGCCAUCUACCUAAUCAAUACGAUCGGCGCGCCUACUAUCGAUCUCCUGCUAUGGCAACUCUACCUGAAAGUGCCGACCUCCACCUCUCGAAAUGCCCGCGAGCAGCAACGAUUGAAGGGCGAAGUCGUGAAGCUGAAGCGCGAAAUGAACAACACCAGCUCGCAAGACGAGUUCGCAAAAUGGGCCAAGUUGCGCAGACGUCACGAUAAAGCCCUGGAGGAAUUCGAGGCAAUGAACCAGACCAUCUCAACACAGAAAAGCUCUUUCGAUUGGGCCGUCAAGAUCGCGCGCUGGCUCAGCACCAACGGACUCAAGAUGUUCUUACAGUUCUGGUACUCGAAAACACCUGUCUUUGCCCUGCCGGAGGGCUGGUUCCCUUACUACGCUGAAUGGAUCCUUUCGUUCCCGAGGGCACCGCUCGGAUCCGUGAGUAUUCACGUUUGGAACAAUGUGUGUGCGAGCGCCGUUGCUGUUAUCGCGGAGAUUUUGGGUGCGAUGUUGGUACGGGUCAUUGGUCAACAGCAGGUUGCCAAUGGAGCCAAGAAGACACAAUAA